UAGGUUUUCAAGAACAGGACAAAUUUCACAAAAAGGACCCUGCAUAUGCACAGUCCUCAGUCGUGGCAAGCUACAUCACAGUUCGGAGGUAGCUUUCAAGGCUUGCCUUUUUUUGGUGCUCUCUCUCUCUCCCCGUGCGCUCCGGUGGUGAAGGCACUGUACCAUCUCAUCGUAGCAAAUCCCUGUUCUUUUCGAGCCAAAACCUUCCCACGUACAAGAAUGGCCUUACAAACAGAAAACCCUCCUGCUACCCCCAGUGCCCAAGUGGUUGGAAACGCUUUUGUUGAGCAGUACUAUCAAAUUCUUCACCACUCGCCAGAAUCGGUCUAUAGAUUCUAUCAAGAUUCAAGUGUGCUAAGCCGACCUGAUUCUAAUGGUGUGAUGACCUCAGUGACAACCAUGCAAGGUAUCAAUGAGAAGAUUAUUUCCUUGGAUUACAAAGACUACAAGGCAGAGAUAAAGACUGCAGAUGCUCAGAAAUCUUACAACGAUGGAGUAACUGUGCUAGUAACUGGAUGUUUAACAGGCAAGGAUAACCUGAGAAGGAAAUUUGCGCAAUCCUUCUUCCUUGCUCCACAAGACAAUGGAUACUUUGUCCGUAAUGAUGUUUUUAGGUAUAUGGAAGAUGAUGAAUCAUUGUACAACCAUGCAGCUAAUGGAGUUGGUGUAAAAACUGUCCCCUUGACCCCUGACCAAGAGCCAAUUCAUAGUUCUGAUCCUCCUGCCACAGUUCAGGAAACUUCUACUUUGGAAGUGGAUCAAAAUGUUGAGGAGAAAUCUUAUGACUCGUCCGAGCAAGAAAUACAGUUGUCUUUUGAAAAAGAGGAUGUCAUGCUGUCUCAGUCUCAUUCAAAUGGUCAUGAUGUUUCCACAGCUGUCGAAUCAUCUUAUUCUUCUGGCCAAAAUGAUGCUCCAAAGAAGUCCUAUGCAUCAAUUGUUAAAGUUACAAAAGGGAGUUCAGGCCCAACUCAAGUUUAUGUACCAACUAAUACAAUAAAGGUGGUUCCCAAGAAAACUGAGAACCAGUCACCUGGGUCGGUGGCACCUACUUCAGUUCCUGAGGCAUCAGCCCCAAGUAGCGUUGGCACCCCUGAAAGUAGCAAUACUCAAGAUGAAGUUGAGGGCCACUCCAUCUACAUUCGUAAUUUGCCCUUUGGUGUGACAGUUGAGCAUCUUGAUUCAGAAUUCAAGAAAUUUGGGCCAAUCAAGCAAGGAGGCAUCCAAGUCAGAAAUAAUAAGCAGCAGGGAUACUGUUUUGGCUUUGUUGAAUUUCAGUCUUUAAGCUCCAUGAAUAGUGCAAUUCAGGCUUCACCUAUCAUAAUUGGGAGGCGUAAGGCUGUUGUUGAAAUAAAGAGAACUACAGCUCGAGUAGAUAUUAGUGGAAGAGCUAGGUUCUCUUCUGGAAGGGGAGGUUAUCGUAGUGACAGCUUCAAAAGCCGUGGGAGUUAUGGUGGUGGCCAGGCAUAUGGUAGAAAUGAGUACCGAAUCCAGGGUGAUUUUCCCGGUCGUGGGAGGGGCCAUGCAGGGCGUGGUGAGGAUUAUCAGCAAGGGAGAGGGAGAGGAGGACGUCCCAGUGGACCAAAGCAAAAUGCUUCCUCAUGAAACUCUAUGAGGUCAUUUUUAUCAUCAAUUUUUGAUAAAAUUGUUUCUGUGAUCAGUACUAUGAUAAAAAGAAGUGCAAGUCAUUUAGUUCGAGUAUUGGACUCUCUUGGUUGGGAGUGAAAAUUGAGACGAAUUCUGUAGUUUAGGGUCCCCCCCCCC
Molecule: messenger RNA, 1761 nt
Organism: Carya illinoinensis
Lineage: Eukaryota; Viridiplantae; Streptophyta; Magnoliopsida; Fagales; Juglandaceae
Product: nuclear transport factor 2-like
Exons: 9
Coding region: 46-1602 (518 amino acids)
Cellular component (GO): ribonucleoprotein complex; cytosol
Molecular function (GO): mRNA binding
Source: RefSeq, a predicted model, not a curated record